This is a messenger RNA of Armigeres subalbatus, 1654 nucleotides long. RefSeq names its product STE20-related kinase adapter protein alpha (gene Stlk). Gene Ontology annotation, molecular function: ATP binding; protein kinase activity; protein serine/threonine kinase activator activity. Bases 207 to 1280 code for a protein of 357 amino acids. Gene Ontology annotation, biological process: protein phosphorylation; protein export from nucleus; activation of protein kinase activity. Gene Ontology annotation, cellular component: serine/threonine protein kinase complex. The transcript is spliced from 4 exons. Lineage: Eukaryota; Metazoa; Arthropoda; Insecta; Diptera; Culicidae. The record is from RefSeq and is a predicted model, not a curated record.
CAUCAGGUUUAGUUUGUAAACAUUUUCAAAAAAAGCAAGGAAACGAAUAUUUUUUUGCAAUUUUUAUAAUAGUCAACUGUUAAUCAUUUGAUAAUAACAAUAAUAAUACAAAAUAGAACUUAUGAGUCUUAUAAAACCUCAACAGCUUCGGAUUUUCAUGUAAUCUAAUGUGAUUUAUCUUAAAAACACUGUUUAGUUAAACCAAAAUGUUUGGUCACGACAUCCGAAACUACGAUAUGAAAGUGGAAUUGACUAAAUGCUUCAACGGCCAUGGAAUCGUAUAUUUGGCGCAGCAUUUACCCUCCCGGCAACAUGUAGCAAUCAAAAAGUUCCUGAUGGAAGAUCUUAAAAAUGAUUUCAAUCUCAUUAUGGAGGAAUCCAAACAUUUGAGAGAGUUCAAUCACCCUAAUAUCCUUAGCUACCAUACGGCUUUCGUACAUAAUUUGGACCUGUACUUCAUUCUACCUCUGAUGUGCUUUGGAUCGUGUCGAGAUACUAUGAAUAACUAUUUUGAAACUGGGUUCCCGGAAACGUUGCUAGCCUGUAUACUGCGGGACGUCGUACUGGGACUAGAGUACCUACACAGAAAAGGGUACAUUCAUCGUUCCAUUAAAGCCAGUCAUAUUUUCCUCAACGAGUCGAGGGCUAUCAUGGGGGGAUUCCGGGUCUGCACGAGCUUCCUAGGAGAGGGCAAACGGGUAAAGAAUCUGCACGAACUCCCCCCACAUUCUACCAAGAGCCUCAACUGGUUAGCACCGGAAGUGCUGGCACAGAAUCUACUGGGAUACACAGAAAAGUCCGACAUCUACAGUCUGGGCAUAACGGUGUGCGAGUUGGCCAAUGGGGUAGAACCAUUCAGCAACUUUCAACCCACUCUGAUGCUGACAGAGAAGUUGAGGGGCUACCAACCGUUGCUGCUGGACUGCACGACCAUCCCAAGUGAAGAAGUAUUCGCCCAGGCAAUAGACUCCGGCAUGGGGGAUAACAACUCGUCGCAAACGCGCCAGAUCUACGCGCAAAGACAAUUCUCCGAUGCGUUACAUAAAUUCGCCGAGUUGUGUUUAGUAUGUAACCCUAAUGAAAGAUCAAGUGCACUUGAAUUACUUAAUCAUCCUGUAUUCAAACAGUGUAAGCACACAAGCAUAAGAGACCAAUUUGCUGCAUGUGGAAUCGAAAUGGCGGAUUUCAAUACACUAAAAGGUGACGAAUCGAAUCUAUCUAAUGAAUUCUCUGGCAUGACGAUGGAUACCGGUGGCAGCAGCUUCGAGUGGGACUUUUAGGUAGCGAAAUAUAAUGUUCCUUCACAGCUUAGCUAUCAGCGAACCUCAUCCCGAAUCGUAGACAAUGGUAAAUCUUCCAUGUUUGUGUGCUCGCACUCGAAUGCUUACACACCAACCGUUCACAAUCAAAAUUAUCUUGUAUACCUAAUUUAACAUUCGAUGUUACCUGUUUGCUUAGUACAGUUUGAAAACUUAGUUGUUGAAAUAAAAUAAAUCGUUUGAGAAACUCAUCGUUACAUUCGCGUCGAACUAAAAUAAAUUAUGUAAUUGAACUAUGGAUAUGUUUUAGUUAGCAAACUGCAUAUAAAUAUGUAGUGUAUAAAUUAGGCUUUUAUUACACAUUAAAAUAUAAUAAAGGUUUUAUAUAGAUAUAA